Messenger RNA from Carassius gibelio (silver crucian carp), 1308 nucleotides. RefSeq names its product serine/threonine-protein kinase pim-3-like. Gene Ontology annotation, molecular function: protein serine/threonine kinase activity; ATP binding. Gene Ontology annotation, biological process: negative regulation of apoptotic process; regulation of mitotic cell cycle; protein autophosphorylation. Gene Ontology annotation, cellular component: cytoplasm. The coding region runs from base 443 to 1129 and encodes 228 amino acids. The record is from RefSeq and is a predicted model, not a curated record. The transcript is spliced from 5 exons. NCBI's taxonomy places the organism in Eukaryota, Metazoa, Chordata, Actinopteri, Cypriniformes, Cyprinidae.
GGGCCGCUCCAGAUCCAGGAGUGCUGCUGUCUCUCAGACGGAUGAUCAGGAGCUUGAGAGACGUGGCUCUGGUGACGGCGCUCAGGAACCGCUGCCAAACCCAAACCAGCCGCUGAGCCAAGAGCUGCCUGGAUACAUCGCACCUCUGCCUUCAGAGUUGGCCGUUUCUGUGUCCACAGAUCAGCCUCACAGGAAGAGGAAGUGGCAGAGCGGCAGCCAGGAGGAUGAGCAUCCGUCUCCUUCAUACAGAAGAGCUGCCAAACGCUCCCGCAGAGAAGCGUAUGUGAAGGGCCCAUUGCUGGGGCGAGGAGGAUUCGGCUCUGUGUAUGCUGGGACCCGCAGGUCUGAUGGACUGCCAGUUGCCAUCAAGUACGUCUCUAAACGAGGAACACAGAGACUGAGAGUUGAAGGUCAGGGUCGGCUGCCGCUGGAGGUGGCGUUGAUGACCCUGGUCAAUUCGGCUCCUGCCUGCCCCAACGUCCUGAAGCUGCUGGAGUGGUUUGACCGUCCCAGACGCUACACCAUGAUCCUGGAGCGCCCGCUUCCUUGCCAAGAUCUGGAGAGUUUCUGUGAGGAGAACGGACGCCUGGAGGAGAGUCUGGCCAAGAAAGUGCUGCUGCAGCUGAUCACGGCGCUGAAACACUGCGAGAGCCGUGGAGUCCUGCACCGGGACGUCAAACCAGAGAACCUGCUGAUCUCCACAGACUCACAUGACAUCAAGCUGCUGGACUUCGGCUGUGGAGAUCUGCUGAAAGACUCGGCCUACAAACACUUUGCAGGCACUCUUCAGUACGCCCCUCCUGAGUGGUUUCGGCAUCACCGUUAUCAUGCGGGACCGGCUACGGUUUGGUCAGUGGGGGUGACGCUCUACAACAUCCUGUGCAGCUGUUUCCCCUUCAGAGGCGCAUUGAGGGUCACCUCCAAAAGCAGACUGCUCUUUCCUAGAGAGCUGUCGACAGGCAAGAGACAGAAAUCAGGUCCAGAUCCAGGUGAAGCGUGUGGUUUUGUGUUCCUGAACACUGUGUUGUGUGUAACAGAGUGCCGUCAGCUGAUUCGCUGGUGCCUCAGUGCAGCGGCAUCAGAUCGGCCCAGUUUAGACGACAUUGAGCGCCACCCCUGGUUACACUGAGCAGGUGGCCAGUGACACACACUUAUCUGACUCACAGCAGUCAUGGCUGGAUUGUCUUGUUAGGAUCAGACUAGAUAAAUGCUUCUGAUUGUUUGUAUAGGGUGAGCAGGAGUGACACAGGAAGUGCAGAGAACAGCUUCCUGAUCACCUACAGAAAGAGCAGAGGAUCAUGGACUAAU